Messenger RNA from Durusdinium trenchii, 2733 nucleotides. NCBI's taxonomy places the organism in Eukaryota, Dinophyceae, Suessiales, Symbiodiniaceae. The record is from the annotation of a GenBank genome assembly.
AUGACUUCCGGACUCUCAAGCCGUCACCUUGCGACAAGAGCCGGCUUUCCGAUGGUAGCGAUGUGCCGGCACGCUAGCGGAGGUGGUUUGAAUGGAGACACAUCAUUUUGGUGGGAUCACUGCAGGUCUACCAAGAGCCGGUGCCCAUUGGCCCCCAAGACAGGUCCUGCCCGGUGUUGCUGCCGGGCCGUGCCCGCGAAGCUUUCAGGGUCCAUCGGCUCACCAGAUCUGAGUCUUGAGCCUCCCAGCGGUAGAAUUCAUGGCUCCAAGCGGCCCGGAUGCCGGAUGCCGGCCGCGCUGCGGGCGGCGGAUCGGCGCAGCAUGCCGAGCGGUGACGCUUUGAGGUUGAGCGCCUUCAUCAAGGAAUGUCGCAGGACCUUGGCGUGGGCCGCGCUUUGUCACCUCCUUGAGAGGAGGUCGACCAUCUCUGCCGAUGUCGUGGCCCUCUCGGCCGCCAUGAAUCUCUUUGCACAGGCGCAGCAGUGGUCUCGUGCCCUUCAGCUCCUUCAGCGAGCUCCAGCCGAGGAGAUCUGUCCCAAUGAGCAGAGCUACCACGCGGUCCUCACGGCAUGCGACAAGGCGAGCGCGGACGCGUGCGACGCGAGCUCUGGGUGCUCCUGGCGCAGGGCAUUGCUGCUCUUCCUGCAGAUGUGUGAGGCGCGACUGGAGGCGAACCCCUUCGUGCAGUGCGCGGUGGUGAGCGCGGUUGGUUCGGCUCCCAGCUCUCCGUGGCCCUGGACGCUUCACUGCCUCCAGCCGACGUGGGCGCCCCUGGCGGCGCGCAACGCGGCGGCGGCCGGCGUCGGAAAGCGGGGCCGAUGGCGGGUGGCUGAGGAGGUCCUGAUGCGACGAUCCAUCCAGUUGGAUUCCAUCAGCUUCAACUCUUUGGCAGAUGUCUUUGUGAAAGGUUCUCUUUGGCAGCUGAGCCUGAAUUCGAUCAAAGAGAUGACUCAGCAGCAGCUGCAAGUGCAACGGAUCACGGACAACACCGCCUUGAGCGCCUAUGAGUGCGCCUCCCUGUGGGCUGCGGCGUCUGCUGCGCUGAAGCCUCGCGGCUUCAACGAGGUGAGCCUUGCUGUGGUCCUGAAAAGCUGCCCUUGGCGUCAGGCGACAGACCUCGCGCGCCGCAUGCCCAUGCAGGCACUCCGGCCCAAUGCCAUCAUACAGGGCUCGCUGAUGGCGUCUGUAGGACGCCAGCGGACUCUUUGGCACAGGGCGUUGAGAUGCUUGGGAAGACCUCUCAGCCUCCCCGCUGGCAACGCGGCGCUGGGAGCCUUGCGGAAAGACAGCUCUUGGCGCUUGUGCCUGGCGCUCGCCGACGACCUGCUGCUGCAACGCCUCCCCUCCGACGCGGUGGGGCGGACGGAGCUGGUGACGGCGGCCAUGAAGGCGGAGGCUUGGCCAGCCACGAUCGCACUCUUGGAGGUCCCUGGUGCUCGGGUCUCCGAGCCUCGGGAAGUCCGGUCUUUGCCGGAGCUGGUGGCCUUGCUUUACUCAGCAGCCAGUCUGGGCGGUGACAUCAGCUUGCUGGGUGCUGAGUUGGAUCUGGUGGAACAGCGGUUGCACUCGGAGCGGCUCAGUGUCACCAGCCUGGCCAGCUUGGCGUGGGCCUGCGCCACCCUGCAGGCCGCGAACGGCCUCAAACUGCUGGACCUGGUGGCCCAGCAGCUGCUUUGCGCCGAGGGCUCCGACGGCUCCGCCGACGCCGACGUGGCGGAAGCCUGGGUCACCUGCAGCUGGUCCUUUCACAUGCUGGGCCUCACCUCCUUGGAGCUCCCGCAGCUCCAGCGGCUGCGCCGUGCCCUGCUCCGCCUGGGCGCCGCGCGCGACGCGCGGCAGCGCCGCCCGGUGCUGCCGGCGCUGCCGUUGGGGACGGUACGGAGGUCGGUGCAGGAGGAGCCUCGGCUCCUCCUGGACUUGCCGGAUGCCGUGGUCUUUCAGAAACCCAGCGGCUACCAGAUCGACGACCGAGGACGCGGUGCGGACCCGGAGGCCCCGGAGGACCGGGGCAAUGCCGCGCUCUUUCUGGAAGCCAUGGUGCCGCCAGGGCGCUCCCCGAUCAGUGGUGAUUUGGCUUGCAAGUUGGGCUUUUUACACCGCUUAGACUUGCCAAGCUCCGGGCUGAUCUUGUGCGCCACCAACUACAGGAACUACUACGAUCUCCGGUUCCAGUUGGCGACCGGACACCUGCGACGCGAGUACAUCAUCCUCAGCCACGGCCUCCUGAGCUCCCGCGUCAUCCGCGCACCGGUGAGCUGGAGCCGCGCGUCGGUCGCGCGGCACGCGCGCACGAGGGUGGAGCCGCGUGGAUGGCCAGUCUUCACACAGCUCACGCUUCGUUCCCACCGGCGCUCACCGAGCCCGCUGCGCGAGCCGCGCGCGCUGAGCCUGGCGGAGGUGGUGAUUGGGACGGGGCGGCGGCAUCAGAUCCGAUGCCACUGUGCGCAUGUGGGCACGCCCACGGUCGCGGAUGGCAAGUACACGUCCAUAGCCACCUACCGGAGCGAUCUGCACUGGUGCCCCCGGAACUUCCUCCACCGGCACCGUCUCAGCUUCGGCCGUGGAAAGCGCGGAACACUGCGAGUGGCGGAGCCGCUGCCGGGAGACCUGCAGGAGGUCUUGAGAAAGCUGGAGGCCUUGAACACCCAGGCCCAGGAGCCUGGAGAAAAAAGAUCGAAUGCGGGGCUGUCAUGGAGACGGGGUGGUGAAAGAGAAAUAGGCCAACAGGCAUGA